Funneliformis caledonium is the source of this 274-nucleotide messenger RNA. NCBI's taxonomy places the organism in Eukaryota, Fungi, Glomeromycota, Glomeromycetes, Glomerales, Glomeraceae. The record is from the annotation of a GenBank genome assembly.
AAUUGAAACUACCGAAGAAUAUAGACCAAUAUAUAUGCAAUCACAAGCAAAUACAGAACCUAUUCCAAAGUCCAUUUUGGUUGUAUCAAAAAUUCAGGGUUACAUUAAUUGUGAAGAUUGUGAAAAACGUCACUGUGUGUAUAGUGAAAAAUCCUUAACUCAUGAAGAACAAGAAGAUCAUCAACAAGCAUUAGAGUUAUAUUCGUAUUCUUGUGAUACACCAAUUUUUCCUGAUGAUCAUUAUUUAAAGGAAGUAGUGUUUGUGCGCAUCUGA